Molecule: messenger RNA, 2432 nt
Organism: Drosophila suzukii
Lineage: Eukaryota; Metazoa; Arthropoda; Insecta; Diptera; Drosophilidae
Gene: wls
Product: Wnt ligand secretion mediator
Biological process (GO): intracellular protein transport; Wnt protein secretion; Wnt signaling pathway
Cellular component (GO): organelle membrane; endomembrane system
Molecular function (GO): Wnt-protein binding
Source: RefSeq, a predicted model, not a curated record
AGGUCAUCCUGAUUUGUUGCUUCUUGGUUUCGGAUUUUUCUGUUUGCGGCGCGUUUGAAGUUUUGUAGUUUUCAAGUGUAGCAGAUUGUUUACAUUACUUUACUUGCACCUAUCUGUACACACGAAUCGAGGGCAGGGCAGUGAACCAGUGAGCUCCACCCCCUCGAAUAACCAAGAUGUCGGGCACCAUACUGGAGAACCUGAGCGGCCGCAAGCUGUCCAUAUUGGUGGCCAGUUUGCUGCUCUGCCAGGUGCUGUGCUUCCUGCUGGGCGGUCUAUAUGCGCCCCUGCCCGCCGGCCAUGUCACCGUCCUGGGAUCGCUGUGCCGCGAGGAUCACGCCCGUCAGAACGACACGGAAUUCCUUUUGUACUCCCGCGGUGCAGGAGCCUGCAUCCCAGUGACCCGGGAAGAGGUAGAGCGGGAUUCCAUGAAGAUGGCCAAUGAGUUGGUGCACGUGUUUCAGAUGCCGCUGCCUCGUGAUCUGCGCGACUUGGACUACUCCCGCUGGCAGCAGAAUCUCAUCGGGGUCCUGCAGGUGGAGUUCGGCUACGAUUCCUCCUCGGAGCUAAGGGAGCCGCCCAGGGAACUCCAGCUGACCAUCGACAUGCGACUUGCCUAUCGCAAUAAGGGGGACCCGGAUAACGGCUGGAAGUUGUAUGCCCACGGGGUGGAACACCGGUACCUGGACUGCGUCCCGACUAAUGUGGGACCCACAGAGACGCUCUACUCCUGCGACAUGAUCCCCCUGUUUGAACUGGGCGCCCUACAUCACAGCUUCUAUCUGCUGAAUCUGCGUUUCCCGCUGGACACGCCGCGCCAGAUGAACCUGCAGUUUGGGCACAUGCAUGAUCUCACGCUGACCGCCAUUCAUCAGAAUGGAGGAUUCACCCAGAUCUGGCUGCUGCUGAAGACGGUGCUGUUUCCCUUUGUGGUGGGCAUCAUGAUCUGGUUCUGGAGGCGGGUGCAUCUGCUGCAGCGAUCGCCGGCCCUGCUGGAGUACAUGCUCAUCUAUCUGGGGGCUGCUCUGACCUUCCUCAACCUGCCGCUGGAGUACUUGUCGCUGGCCUUCGAGAUGCCUUACAUGCUGCUACUGAGUGACAUCCGUCAGGGAAUCUUUUACGCCAUGCUGCUUUCUUUCUGGCUCGUGUUCGCCGGAGAACACAUGCUCAUCCAGGAUGCCCCAAAUAAGUCAACCAUCCGGUCGCGUUACUGGAAGCAUCUGUCUGCCGUCGUGGUGGGCUGCAUCUCGCUGUUCGUCUUCGAUAUCUGCGAAAGGGGCGUGCAGCUGCGCAACCCAUUCUACUCCAUCUGGACCACUCCGCUGGGCGCAAAGGUGGCUAUGACCUUCAUAGUGUUGGCCGGAGUUUCGGCAGCCAUUUACUUCCUAUUCCUGUGCUACAUGAUCUGGAAGGUGUUCAGGAACAUUGGCGACAAGCGCACUUCGCUGCCGUCUAUGUCCCAGGCGCGCCGACUACAUUACGAGGGACUCAUCUACCGCUUUAAAUUCUUAAUGCUGGCCACCCUAGUAUGUGCUGCUCUGACUGUGGCCGGUUUCGUCAUGGGCCAAAUGGCCGAGGGUCAAUGGGAUUGGAACGACAACGUGGAGAUUCAGCUAACCUCCGCCUUCCUGACCGGCGUCUACGGCAUGUGGAACAUCUACAUCUUCGCUCUGCUCAUCCUGUACGCCCCCAGCCACAAGCAAUGGCCCACAAUGCACCACAGCGACGAGACUACUCAGUCCAAUGAGAACAUCGUGGCCUCGGCUGCCAGCGAGGAGAUCGAGUUCAGCCACCUGCCAUCGGACUCCAACCCAAGCGAGAUCUCUUCCCUCACCUCGUUCACCCGCAAGGUGGCCUUCGAUUAGGCAGGGACACUUAAAGUACAGAUAUUUGAGGGGUUGUGUGCCAAACUGCAACCGUAACGCUCCAAGUGUGUGCUAAUUUUAUUACCAUAGUCAGUAGCAUUUCUUGCCUAGUUUUGCAUUCUGUGCAUUCGACAACGCGAUCAGCAUUAUUACUUAUCAUUAACGUAUAGAUUGUCUAGUUUCUCUCAGCAUGCUCAAAGUGUACGAUUUUAUAAACUGAUUUUUUUGUGUAUGCCUCGGCAGUAUUAUCUAUUGAAGUCCAUUUCGCUAGCUCGUAAGUUUUAACAUAUGUAUUUAUCAAAUAACGUCUUAUACAAAUAUUUACAUUUUAAGGUGGUCACAUAUUUUUUAACAAGGAAAUCGUAUGAGUAUGACGUUUUCUUGGCUUUGUGUUUCCAAGGCCAAAUUGUCCACAGAUUACAUUACACUCAUACGAUUUCAAAUUUAUUUUACAUUCUCCACCCUCUAAUAUCUAUCCAUAGGACUCUGCCCAGAUUUUUAAACUAAAUCGUAGAGCAAUUUCUCAUCCAAGUAGCAAUGCAUCGAAUAAAAAGCAAUAUUGAAAAU